Messenger RNA from Sphaerulina musiva SO2202, 3140 nucleotides. RefSeq names its product alkaline dihydroceramidase Ydc1. Bases 1740 to 2717 code for a protein of 325 amino acids. The transcript is spliced from 8 exons. The record is from RefSeq and is a predicted model, not a curated record. Gene Ontology annotation, cellular component: endoplasmic reticulum membrane. NCBI's taxonomy places the organism in Eukaryota, Fungi, Ascomycota, Dothideomycetes, Mycosphaerellales, Mycosphaerellaceae. Gene Ontology annotation, biological process: ceramide catabolic process; ceramide biosynthetic process.
GCAGCAUCUAGGCUUCUGCAGCACAGUCUGCGUCUGACCUUCUUUACUCAUGAACAUUGCACCCUCUGCCAACCCGUCAAAGAUGUUAUGAGCACAGUCUGGGAUCGUCGACCUUUCGGAUACGAGGAGAUCGAUAUUCUUGCCCCUGAAAAUAACAAGUGGAAGCAGCUAUAUGAGUUCGAUAUCCCGGUGCUACAUGUUGAUCGCACGUCCUCGUCAAAUGGGACGACCACCGCAGCCGCUCGCAAAUUGAAGCAUAGAUGGACGCAAGAACAACUCGAGAAAGUCAUGGACGAGGUUGAGAACAGCUGAUCGAUGACAAUUGUGCAAACAAUCUUCAUGCUACGCAUGAGAUAACCACGCAUCUUCGACUUUGUUGUGAGGCUACCUCCAAGUAUCAAACUCGUUUAUGGUACAAACGGAACUACAGAGGCGUAAGUGACAACGUCGCCGCUACCAUGUAGUCACGCCAUCAGGUCGACAAAUACGAGCACCAAAUUGCAUCAGGACUAGACAGACCAUGGCCAGUCCGAUCAGUAGUGGGAUGAAGCUGUCAGUCCUCACAUAGCAGAUGCUGGCUUCUACCCAUCAGACCCGAGAUAGAGUCAUCAGUCGCGCCACUCGAGCAUAAUUAGCAAGGAGUUCAUAGCAACAUUCAUGAAUUGACCUGUGCAUAGGAGGUAACUGCUUUCUCAAGGCCACAUGGCUCACGUCGUGGUCCAUUCCUUACAGCUGGUGUCGGCGGAGGCCUCCUGGCCGUUGCGUUUCCACUCGGAGCCUCCGGAUUCACCUGGCAGGACGAGAGUCGUGCUCUGUAGUGCGCCGUGCUGUAUCGGGAGCGGCAUCUGUGCCUGCACGCAUGAUCUCCUUCUGACACAGAGCGCUCGUCUUCCACUCAUCAUCCAGAUGAGCCGUUCGCGCUUGAGCCAAACGUUAUAAAUGUGUAUCCCGAGUGCCUUCAGCCAGAGCCGCUGCACCUCAGCCACCCCUUUGCAAUAUGGCGUUCAUGUGCGUCUGCGUGUUCUUGUACGUCGUGUCCAAGUAGUUCAACUUCUUUUCCAGAUUCGCAAUCUCCGUCUUGACAUCUGCAGCCUCUUUCGCCUGACGCUUCUUCACAUCUUCAGUCGUCGUAAGCACAAACAUCUUUCCCACUCCAUCAUAUACUGGAGUUUCCUUGGGUAGAGUAUCCAAUUCCACUGCGCUCAAUUGCAACAAUCGGCUUUCACGGUUCUUCGAGGUGAUUUGCCCGCGGACGAUCUGGAGUUGCUGGGAUGCGAAGGCGGCUUUCUGCUCGAUCUCUAGGAGGAGCUGCUGGAGCUUCUCGUUGGGGAUGGCCAUGAUUUGAUGCUGCGACAGCCUUCUCUCGCACGGGACGACGCUGGAGAGUGCGUUUUGUCGUUGAAGGUUCAGGAAGGUUGGGUAUGCGGGCUGUAUUCCGUGCUUGCUGGCUUUGCUUGCCUCCUGCUUGCCUGCUUGCUGCCUACCUUACUCUGCCUGCCGCGGCUCACCGUAUAUCAAUUGUGGCCUUGGUUUGAUCUGCUGACUGGACUGGGACCGUAUCGCCGCAUCAUCAACCAUUGUACAUUAAGUACAUGUAUUGCAGCUUCUCCCCGACCGCUACACAAAGACAUUCGCUGCCUGGCUGCCUGCACCACCGUCUACUCCAAGAACAUCAAGUGCAGUAGCUUGCACCGAUCCCGAACAUCCUUCGAUCUUUGUCCCCAGCCUUAAGUCCGAGCAUGGUAGCCUGGCUACCAUCUAUACCAUAUCCGCCCGCGCGGGACGAUGGGUACUGGGCUCCAAUCACGUCGACUUUGGACUGGUGUGAAGAGAACUACUAUGCAACGCAGUACUCUGCUGAGAUUGUGAACACCCUCACGAAUCUUCUUUUCGUUUAUCUGGCCUUCCGUGGCGCUAGAAACUGCAUACAACAUGGCCACGAUCAGAUCUUUUUGGUCACCUUCAUCGGAUACUUUCUUGUGGGCUCGGGAAGUUUUGCUUUCCAUUCAACUCUCAAAUACCCAUGGCAGCUGGUUGAUGAGCUCAGCAUGAUCUACACCACGUGUUUGAUGUGCUGGGCUACGUUCUCACACAAAAGGCAACGAUGGGUACAAAUCGCUAUUGGGCUCGGCGUAGCUGCGCUGGCCAUCUUUAUUACCCUGUACUACCACUACCUGCAGGAUCCAACAUUCCACCAGAACGCAUAUGCUAUCCUCACGAUUGUUGUGCUUGGCAGGAGCAUGUAUAUCAUGGAGAGGGACAUCCGUCCCUAUUUCCGAGGUCGUCAAGAGGAACAUGAGAGGAUGUUGCGGGACGCAUCAGUAUCUGGCGCCACGAGACUGAGAGAGCCAGAGAAGGAUGAUAGGGAUCGUUGGAUAUUGACGCAGAUGUGGACAAUGAUCAUCCUUGGACUUGCUAUGUUUCUGGGAGCAUUUGCAAUAUGGACUCUCGAUAAUGAGUAUUGUGGUACCCUUCGCAAAUGGCGUCACGAAAUCGGCCUACCCUGGGGCCUCUUACUCGAAGGACAUGGCUGGUGGCAUUUAGGUACAGGGACCGGCGCGUACUUUUACAUUGUGUGGGGUAUCUGGCUACGACACUGUUUGAAUGGUCGCGCAGACGAGUAUGAGCUGGAGUGGCCCAGCGUAUUCACAUCGCUGCCAGGCAUUGUUCGCAACAGAAAGCCAUUGCUCAACGGCUCGGCGAAGAAGUUGAGCUGAUUGGUAAGCUCGUGAGUACAUUGGUCGUAAUACAAGAUUAAAAAUCAGGCAUGUGAAAGCAGAACGAAAACAACAGUACCGCAUGAUUAGCCGACAAAAGUGCAGGCGCGGAUCCUUGGAGGUCCUCUGAGCUCUCCACCAGCAUGUGACGCUGUGCUGUGCUCUGCUACCUCCGUAUGGGUGGACUCCGAUCCACUGGCAGCUAGUUGACCGGACCGAGUCACGUACUGUGUACCCUGCAGUAGGCAGAGUGUCUAGGACGUCAGCCGGCGCGCACGUCCACCAUCGGCCCUUGGUGAUGGAAAUCACUCUUUCACAAUCCAUUGGGAUGUGGUCUGUUUGUGGGUGUGGUUUGCGCAGGCUGUGAAGAGAAUGUGAGAGUUGGCAGUACCUCCUAGUGUGCGAAUGAGCACAUUUACUUUG